CCCCUUUUGUCACUCACAACCAACAGUCAAUGGAUUUCAAUUCAUCGCUUGGAUGAUUAAUUAACUCUCUUCUUACGCUCGUUAUCUGUUAAUUUUGUUCGUUAAAUGGAAUAACAACUCCUGGAACCCACCCACCCCCCUCUCCUCCUCUCACAAAAUUCUUUGUUCUUCCAAUUCUAGUCAUCUUUCAUCUCGUUAUCGAAAAAACAAUCAUUACACUCCUUCUCCGAUGGCCGGCGCCGCCUCGGCGCUUUUCCUUCUCGACAUCAAAGGUCGUAUCCUAAUUUGGCGCGACUAUCGUGGAGACGUCUCCUCCUCUCAGGCGGAGCGUUUCUUCUCCAAGCUCCUCGAUAGACAGAUUGAUCUACAAUCUCAGGAUCCCGUGGUGUAUGAAGAUGGAACCACUUACAUGUUCAUACAACACAACAACAUUUACUUGCUCGUAGCAACCAAGCAGAACUGCAACGCGGCCAGCCUUCUUCUCUUCCUCCACCGCACAGUUCAGGUUUUCAAGCAUUACUUCGAGGAGCUAGAGGAAGAAUCUCUCAGAGAUAACUUCGUCGUUGUGUAUGAGUUGCUCGAUGAGAUUAUGGACUUCGGAUUCCCACAAUUCACUGAGGCGAAGAUCCUGAGUGAGUUCAUCAAGACGGAUGCGUACAAGAUGGAAGUUGCGCAAAGACCUCCCAUGGCUGUGACGAAUGCAGUCUCCUGGCGCAGUGAAGGAAUCAAGUAUAAAAAGAAUGAAGUGGGUAUAUUAUGUGUGUUUCUUGAUGUGGUGGAAAGCGUAAACAUUCUUGUGAAUAGCAAUGGGCAGAUCAUACGAUCCGAUGUUGUCGGGGCACUGAAGAUGAGAACAUACUUGAGUGGCAUGCCCGAGUGUAAGCUUGGCCUAAACGAUAGAAUGCUAAUGGAGGCUCAAGGUCGAACGACCAAAUCCAAAUCGAUCGAUCUCGAUGACAUCAAAUUUCACCAGUGUGUUCGUCUGGCUCGAUUCGAUAACGAUCGGACGAUAUCCUUCAUACCUCCAGACGGGUCGUUCGACCUGAUGACAUACAGGCUCGGCACCCAGGUGUCAGGUGAGACCUCUUAUCUGGGUAGAAUCUUUGGUCGAAAGACACUCGAGAAGUCGUGUCGAAUUGAUGGUGAAAGCUCGCAGCCAGUACAAGGAGCGAAGGUGGUGACUUCCAAUGCAACCAAUGUAGAAAUAAUGUUGCCAGUCCCAUCUGAUGCUACAAACCCUAAUGUUCGGACAUCGAUGGGCUCGGCGAUAUACGCUCCGGAGAAUGAUGCACUUAUAUGGAAGAUCAGAUCCUUCCCUGGCAGUAAGGUAAAAGAGAGACAACUUUUUAUGUUUUUACAUUAUCAAAACGCUUCUACUUAAAAAUACGCUUUUGACUACAUUGUGUAGGAGUACAUGUUGAGGGCUGAGUUUGGACUUCCAAGCAUAAGAAGCGAUGAGGAUGUGUUGGAGAGAAAAGCUCCCGUCAGAGUGAAGUUUGAGAUCCCUUAUUUCACAGUGUCUGGAAUUCAGGUAAGGUACCUGAAAGUGAUUGAGAAAGCUGGAUACCAGGCACUUCCAUGGGUUAGAUAUAUAACAAGGGCAGGUGAAUACGAAUUGAGAAUGGCUUAUAAUAAUUAGAAGAAAGAUAGCAAGUGCAACUACGUCCUUUACGAUGAAAUUGUAUUCCACAUUUUAAAGUCGUAAGGCACAAGGUAGGUUUUUCGUAAAAAAAAAUUAAGAAAGGGGGAAAUGGGGCAAUGUUGCUGGUUUAGAAACUUUUUGGGAUCAAGUAAUUUUUAUUUGUUUAUUUGUGGAUACAGUGAGCCAAUAUUUAUUCCUCUCCAAUAUAUUGUCUACUUAGAAAUAAUUUUUUGUAUUGUUCUUACUUCAUAGUAUAUAUUAUCCAAAAACUUAUUUGAAUGUGAAUGUGAAUGUGAAUGUGAGUUAUCAUAA
Linum tenue is the source of this 1954-nucleotide messenger RNA. Lineage: Eukaryota; Viridiplantae; Streptophyta; Magnoliopsida; Malpighiales; Linaceae. The record is from the annotation of a GenBank genome assembly.